This is a messenger RNA of Cordyceps fumosorosea ARSEF 2679, 1587 nucleotides long. RefSeq names its product phoma betae P450 monooxygenase No.2. Gene Ontology annotation, molecular function: iron ion binding; heme binding; oxidoreductase activity, acting on paired donors, with incorporation or reduction of molecular oxygen. The record is from RefSeq and is a predicted model, not a curated record. The transcript has 3 exons. Lineage: Eukaryota; Fungi; Ascomycota; Sordariomycetes; Hypocreales; Cordycipitaceae. Bases 1 to 1587 code for a protein of 528 amino acids.
AUGGAGUCUGCCAUACACAAUGAAACCAGGCUGCAGGCAGUCGCGCCAGUAUUCCAGACCCUGUUUGGCACAUCCACCUCGGCCGUUUCCACCGUCUUGAGCUGCUUGGUUAUCUGGUGGUUUCUGUCAUCCAGAAACAAGAAGCCCGUGCCAAACAUCUAUGGCAACUACAACUUUGAAGCCCCCAUUGUCGGGUACAAGAAUGCCAUCCUUGGCCGCUGGCAGUUUUACCGCAACGGGCCGGCCCUCAUCCGCCAGGGCUACGCACAAUACCGGGACACCUUCUUCAAAGUGUCCGGCAACGACCUCCUCAUAGUCCCCAACAAAUACCUGGCUGAGCUCGCCAGCAUGCCCCCGGAGAAGCUGAGCCUCAACACGGCCAUUGUCGACGCGUUUCAGCGGCUCCACUCCAUCACGGCCGUCAUUACAGACCACAGCCUGCAAACCCGCAUGAUCACGACAAGGCUCACUCCCAAGCUCGGUGCCCAUGUGCCCCUGGUGCAGGAGCAGUUCCGAAAGCAUCUGCCCCAGGAGUUGCCCGCCACGGCCGACAAGUGGACAAGCGUCAACGCCCUGUCGCUGGCCCGUCGAAUGGUCCACCGAGGCGUGGCCACGCAGUUCGUCACCGAGCUAGCCGAGAAUGAAGAGUAUCUGUCGACGGCCAUCAACUACUCCGAGCAUGGCUUCAUGCACAACUUCCUCCUCCGCGUCUUCCCGGACUGGGCCAAGCCGACAGUCGCCUUCUUCCUGCCCACCAGCUGGGGCGUGGACAGGGCCCUGCGCAAGGCCAGGCGCCUAGUCAUUCCCCUCAUCCGCGAGCGGCGGCGACGUGAGGCCGAGGACGUCAGCUACGUCAAGCCCGAUGACUUCCUGCAGCACCUGAUGGACGGUGGCGUAGACAUCAAGGACGAUGUCAGCACGACCGUGCAGCGACUCAUGGUGACGUACCUAGGCUCUGGCCCCUCUACCAUCAUUGCGGUGGCACAAGUCCUGUUCGAUUUGUGUGCUCACCCUGAGUACGUGGAACCACUUCGACAGGAGGCCAUCGAGAUCCUGAGCAACGGAGGAUACACCAGACAGGCUAUUGCCGAUAUGAAGAAGAUGGACAGUUUCAUGCGAGAGUCCCAGCGCCUCAGUCCUCCCACGCAGCUCGGCUUCAAUGCCAUCGUUCGCGAGCCCGUGACCCUCCAUGAUGGCGUCGUCCUCCCCGAAGGCGCACACAUCCAGAUGGCGACUUAUGCAAUCGGCAUUGAUCCCGACCGAGUGCCCGACCCCGAGAAAUUCGACGGCAUGAGGCAGUACAAGAACAGGCAGAUAUCGGGUCAGGGCAACUGGCAUCAAUUCACGACCACGAGCGAAAACAAUCUGCAUUUUGGCCACGGCAAGAUUGUGUGCCCCGGACGCUUCUUUGCUGAUCAUUCCAUCAAGAUGAUCAUCUCCAACAUUCUCAUCAAGUAUCAUCUGCGCUUCGCUGGCGGGCGGACGGAGCGACCAUCGAAUACUAGCAUGUAUGACGUCGUGAUUCCGGACCUCAACACCUGCGUCGAGUUCAAGCUGCGGGAGGAUGCAGCGGAGUAUGCUUUCUAG